AAUCAUCUUUGAUCAUGAUAGAGAGGUUAGUAGCUCGAUGGAAAUUAUUCUAGAGGUCAAAACCCCACGAGACAGUGGGAGCAAAAAAAAAUAAUAUAAACAAUUCCAUGGGACAAGGCGAAAUGGUCUUUUUUGUUUGGACGUUUAGUGUUACUGUCGCACAAAUAAUUAACGGAAAUAUCGACCAAACAACUGCUAAACAAAUUACCCAUGUAGGAAGGAAGUUUAGGGCUGUUUAUGGUUGAAUUGGUUUUACUGUCAGUCGUCAUUUGUCCUGCAGACGAGGAAGAAACUGAAUUAUUCAAGAGAAGAAUUUGAAAUGGCUACAGCUUUGAAGAAACAGAUAGCUUCUCGGAAAAAGGGGCCUCAGAGAGUGGAACUCACUGAAGAGCAAAGAUCAGACAUCAAAGAAGCAUUUGAUCUCUUCGAUCCUGAUGGUACAGGAAAAAUACCAACGAAGGAGUUGAAGGUCGUCCUGCGAGCUCUUGGAUUCGAGCCGAAAAAGGAGGAGCUGAAGAAAUUGGUGGCCGAGGCAGAUCCCGACGCAAUCGGCAAGCUCUCCUUCGAGGAGUUCCUCAACAUAAUGACGUUAAAAAUGGGUGAGAAGGAUACGAAGGAGGAGAUUCUCCGGGCAUUCAGGCUCUUCGACGACGACGACACUGGCAAAAUAACUUUUAAGAAUUUAAAACGCGUUGCUAAAGAAUUGGGAGAGAAUCUCACCGAUGAGGAACUCCAGGAGAUGAUCGACGAGGCAGACAGAGAUGGGGAUGGGGAAAUAUCCCAGGAGGAGUUCAUGAGAAUAAUGAGGAAAACUUGCACCUUUUGAUCGCAUCAUUUGAGUCAUUAAGAAUAGUUUAUAAAUUGAGAAUCAAUAAUAAUUCCUAACUCAAUGGA
Molecule: messenger RNA, 894 nt
Organism: Fopius arisanus
Lineage: Eukaryota; Metazoa; Arthropoda; Insecta; Hymenoptera; Braconidae
Product: caltractin
Exons: 2
Coding region: 320-826 (168 amino acids)
Biological process (GO): mitotic cell cycle; centriole replication
Cellular component (GO): centriole; centrosome
Molecular function (GO): calcium ion binding
Source: RefSeq, a predicted model, not a curated record